AUGUUGCUGGGGUCAUACUUUAUUUUGAACCAUGCACUCGAAACUGAGUCCAUAACCAUACAGCCAUACGCCCUCCAAUCCACUAAUCGACGAGAUCAUGAAGACCAUCUGGAAGUUGUACGUAUACCCGAUGUGGAGUCAACUGAAGCGGCUAAGAGUGGUGGUAAUUUCAGUAUGUGUGCUGGAGACUUUGCCGAAGUAUACGCAACACAAAUUGGAGCAUGGGACGCUGUCCUUACAUGUUUCUUUAUGGAUACGGCACAGAAUAUAAUCAGAUAUAUACAUACUAUCGCCACCGUCAUACCCACUGGAGGUGUCUGGAUCAAUUUUGGACCAUUGCUCUACCACUUCGCUGACAGUGUUAUCGAACCCAGCAUCGAACUCAGCUACGAAGAAAUCAAAUCAAUUGCUUCAAAAUAUUUUGAAUUCAAGGAAGAGAAAUGGCAAGAUGCAUUUUAUACUAGCUGUCCCAAGUCCAUGAUGCAAACACUAUACCACUGUGUUUUCUUUGUUGCGAUUCGUAAUGACAAGAAGUCACCACAGUCAAUUUAUGAUGAAUGUAAGGUCACCAACAGAACGGCAAAAGAUUUACCACUCGGACCGGAAUACGAUGGAAUGUGA
Messenger RNA from Gregarina niphandrodes, 621 nucleotides. RefSeq names its product putative N2227-like domain protein. Lineage: Eukaryota; Apicomplexa; Conoidasida; Eugregarinorida; Gregarinidae. The record is from RefSeq and is a predicted model, not a curated record. Gene Ontology annotation, molecular function: S-adenosylmethionine-dependent methyltransferase activity. The transcript has 2 exons. The coding region runs from base 1 to 621 and encodes 206 amino acids.